Molecule: messenger RNA, 3360 nt
Organism: Apodemus sylvaticus (European woodmouse)
Lineage: Eukaryota; Metazoa; Chordata; Mammalia; Rodentia; Muridae
Gene: Ptpn12
Product: protein tyrosine phosphatase non-receptor type 12
Exons: 19
Coding region: 180-2567 (795 amino acids)
Biological process (GO): peptidyl-tyrosine dephosphorylation
Cellular component (GO): nucleus; cytoplasm
Molecular function (GO): non-membrane spanning protein tyrosine phosphatase activity
Source: RefSeq, a predicted model, not a curated record
UCGCCUCGUAGAGGGGAGAGCGGCGCUGCUCUUUAAGUUGCGCGGGGAGCCCGGCCGGUGCCGCCGCAGCCGCAGCCGCCUCGCGCGGCGGGGAGGGAGGGCGGGCGGGCCGGAGCGAGCUGGGGAAGACGGAGCGGGCGCUGCGGCGCGCGGGCGGGCGGCGGGGGGGACGCGGGAGGAUGGAGCAAGUGGAGAUCCUGAGGAGGUUCAUCCAGAGGGUCCAGGCCAUGAAGAGUCCGGACCACAAUGGGGAGGACAACUUCGCCCGGGACUUCAUGGUGACUGAGAACACACUCGGCGGUGAGAUGGGUGUUGUGUUUCAGUGUGAGAGGUUGGUCAAGCGAUUGAGAAGAUUGUCUACCAAAUAUAGAACAGAAAAGAUUUAUCCCACAGCCACUGGAGAAAAAGAAGAAAAUGUUAAAAAGAACAGAUAUAAGGACAUACUGCCAUUUGAUCACAGCCGAGUUAAGUUGACUUUGAAGACUCCAUCCCAAGAGUCAGAUUAUAUCAAUGCAAAUUUUAUUAAGGGUGUGUAUGGGCCAAAAGCGUAUGUGGCAACCCAAGGACCUUUGGCGAAUACAGUCAUAGACUUCUGGAGGAUGAUAUGGGAGUAUAAUGUUGUGAUCAUCGUAAUGGCCUGUCGAGAGUUUGAGAUGGGAAGGAAAAAGUGUGAGCGUUAUUGGCCUUUGUAUGGAGAAGACCCUAUAACAUUCGCACCAUUUAAAAUUUCUUGUGAAAACGAACAAGCAAGAACAGACUACUUCAUUCGAACACUUUUACUUGAAUUUCAAAAUGAAUCCCGUCGGCUCUAUCAGUUUCAUUACGUGAACUGGCCAGACCACGAUGUCCCCUCGUCAUUUGACUCCAUUCUGGACAUGAUAAGCCUAGUGAGGAAGUACCAGGAGCAUGAGGACGUGCCCAUUUGUGUUCACUGCAGUGCAGGCUGUGGACGAACAGGUGCUAUCUGUGCCAUAGAUUACACGUGGAACUUACUGAAAGCAGGGAAAAUUCCAGAGGAAUUUAAUGUAUUUAAUUUAAUACAAGAAAUGAGAACACAAAGGCACUCUGCGGUACAAACAAAGGAGCAGUAUGAACUUGUUCAUAGAGCUAUUGCCCAACUGUUUGAAAAACAGCUACAACUGUAUGAAAUUCAUGGAGCACAGAAGAUCGCUGAUGGUAAUGAAAUUACCACUGGAAAUAUGGUCAGUUCCAUUGAUAGUGCGAAACAAGACUCCCCUCCGCCAAAGCCCCCACGGACUCGCAGUUGCCUUGUAGAAGGGGAUGCCAAGGAAGAAAUACUACAGCCACCAGAACCUCACCCGGUGCCACCCAUCCUGACGCCAUCGCCACCUUCAGCCUUCCCAACCGUAACCACUGUGUGGCAGGACAGCGACAGGUACCACCCAAAGCCAGUGCUGCACAUGGCGUCACCAGAGCAACACCCGGCAGACCUCAACAGAAACCAUGAUAAAUCAGCGGACCUAAUGGCAAAAAGUGAUUCAGCUAUCGAGCACAUAGAUAAAAAGUUAGAGCGCAAUUUAAGUUUUGAGAUUAAGAAAGUCCCUCUCCAAGAAGGGCCCAAAAGUUUUGAUGGGAACACGCUCUUGAAUAGGGGACAUGCGAUUAAAGUUAAAUCUGCUUCAUCUCCUGUAGCUGACAAACCCUCUACACCACAGGAGUUAAGUUCAGGGGAUAUAAAAGUUGAUGGUGUGUCUCAGAAUCCUUGUGCGGACUGCAGUGCGGCACAUUCAGACAAAGCUCCUGAUGCUUCAGAAGAGUCCCAGAAGAACUCACACACACCUCCUCGGCCAGACUGCUUGCCCCUCGAUAAGAAAGGACAUGUAACGUGGUCCCAUCAUGGACCUGACAAUGCCACACCUGUACCUGACUCACCUGAAGACCAACCCCUAGGUAAUCAUUCUCAGACUCCGAAAACGGUGAGUUCCACACCGAACUCUACAGCAGCAGAGGAAGGCCACGAACUCACGGAGCACCAUAACAGCUCCCCUGUGUUGAGAGCGCCUAUCAGCUUUACCAACCCUCUGCACUCUGACGACUCAGACGCAGAUGAAGGGGGCUCUGACGGUGCUGCGACCAGGAACAAAACUAGCAUUUCAACAGCAAGUGCCACAGUGUCUCCUGCCAGUAGUGCUGAGAGUGCUUGCACUAGGAGAGUGUUGCCAAUGUCCAUUGCCAGACAGGAAGUAGCAGGAACGCCGACGCAUCCGGGUGCUGAGAAAGAUGCUGAUGUUAGUGAGGAAUCACCUCCUCCCUUACCUGAACGAACUCCUGAGUCUUUUGUAUUAGCAGAUAUGCCUGUAAGAGCUGAAUGGCGUGAACUUCCAAGCCAGGAGUGGUCUGAACAAAGGGAAUCUGAAAACUUGAUAACCUCUGGAAAUGAAAAACAUGGGUCUGUCCACACAGAAGCUUGUACAGACUGUCAACCUACUGUCAGUGACAAGAAAGACCAGAUGACAGAAAGUUUAACAGAAGUCACAGAUAUUGGUUUUGGUAAUCGCUGUGGCAAACCUAAAGGACCAAGAGAUCCACCUUCAGAAUGGACAUGAUUCAGGGAGUUAAAAGACACUUUAAAUUAUACUGGAAAACUCAAGUGCCACUGAAAGCCAGAUUUAUAGUAUUCCAUCUUUAAAUGUGGGACUUAUAGCAGUGUAGAUUGUUACCUUAAUGUUUUUGCUGGGACCAUCUACCUGCCUUAUUACUACACUUAGGAAAAAGUAUUACACAUUGUUUAUUUUGUAACUUCAAGUAUUAUUGCCUUAAUGUCUCUUAACCCUGUUACAAGCUGCUUGUAGACCUGUUAAUAUAGUAAUACUUUUAUGAUAAAUUGAGUUAAGGACUACUCUUUUGCUGUUUUAUCAUGUAUGCAUUAUUUUGUAUAUGUACAGGGCAAGUAGGUAUAUAAUUUGAUAAAGUUGAAGUCCUAAAAUAUUAUUAACAGAAGAUGUAAGAAUUUCUGCAUGGUCUAAGUCUUUGUGUAUCUUACUUGUAAAUUAUUUGCCCUGAAGUUUUAGAAAACAGUUUCUGAAUUUUAAACUUGCUGGAUUCAUGCACCCAGCAUUGCAGGUUAUCAGAGAUCAAAGAUUGUAAUAAUAAUACAUUUUGUAAAUUGUAAGCAGAAAGUUAUUUUUAUAUUAUCUACUGUCUACUUGUUCACACUAAUGGCUCUCGUUUUCAUGUAGUCACGGAUUCAGUAAGUGCCUUGGAAUAGUAUUGACUUCUUUUAGCUCGUGCGUGUUGCUUUGAAAUUGGAAUUCAACUGGGGUUAGAAGACUAUCAGAAUAUAUGUAUGUUUCGGGAUAUUUGACCUGCCAUUAAAAAACAAACAGUUUUACACUGCUA